This is a messenger RNA of Hydra vulgaris (swiftwater hydra), 1412 nucleotides long. RefSeq lists its product as uncharacterized. Lineage: Eukaryota; Metazoa; Cnidaria; Hydrozoa; Anthoathecata; Hydridae. The record is from RefSeq and is a predicted model, not a curated record.
GUGUUUCUUUUUAAGUUGAUAGCCAUGGCGCUCAGUCAACUUUUGUUUGGUUUUUUCUUGCAAAGGAAGCACUUGUUUUCUUCAAAGCGGUUCGGUUUGGUUUAAUUGCAAACGUUCGACCUCAUUGUUAUUAAACAUUUUGUGGUACAUGUAAUUGGUCGAGUUUGAGUUUUAAUGUUUAAGUUUUAUUUUCACUUAAAAAAAGUUUGCUUGAAUUCGUCAUUGCAGUCAUUUGUGUUCGUCAUUGCAGUUCCAAACAAAUAAGUUAUUAAAAAUAUGCAAAUUGCCGCCAUGAGCGCUGCAGAAAGUAACUCAGUAAAAACGGAAGAUAAUUUUUCAAAGGAAGAGCAUAUUGAUGUUGUUUCGACUGUAAGUGGAAUUAACUCUAAACAUCACUUUUCAUCAGAUUAUAUUGCAAAAAGUAUUUCUCGCCACAAUGAAACGUUUUUAUCUUCUGCAUAUAUUCCAACAUUAAUGUCUCUGGCUACAUCAGAAAGUACCAUUGGUUAUCCAUCGCCAGAUUAUCGAAAUUAUAGUUAUAGAAAUGGAUCUCCACCUUAUAUCGAUAAAGCCCCUACAUUAAGUCAAAAAGAUGACAGUACUCAGAAUUCUGAUCAACCUUCACCAUCUACAACUCCGUUAGAAGACAAACACGUAUGGUCGAAAGCUGAGGUUGAGUUACUCUUAGAUUUGUAUGAAAAAAAUCAAGAUCAGCUUAAAGAUCCACGUGUUAGAAAAACAAGAGUGUGGGAAGACAUUGCAACUGCUAUACGGGAAAGUCUAGAUUCCGAUGUAAAUGGAUGCCAAUGCAAUCAAAAAUUUCGUAAUCUCAAAGCAGAUUUUCAAAAGGUUCAGGAACAUAACGGACGACCCGGCAACUUUAAACGUAUAUGCAAGUACUACGAUAGAUUGGUCAAUUUAUUGAACUAUUCGCCUUAUGCUCAGCAAAAAACAUUUUCAAACUCUAUAAAUGUAAAUGGCGAAACGCCACAUAAUACGCCACAUUAUUUUGAAAAUGAGAAUAUACCACCCCUUCCUUCGUUAAAACGUAAAUUCAAUGAUAUAUAUUUAAAUGGACAUACAAACAAUCUACUCUCCAAUAGUCAUAUUGAAAACUUUCAAUCCAAAAAGCCGCGCUCGCAAUGCCAAUGUGAAUGUAGCGAGGAGAUUGCAAGUUUACGCGAAAGCAUAGAACGAACAAAUAGAUACAUUUUAGCGCGAGCAGCACACGAAGAUGAUCGUGUUCGAAGGUUAGAAGAUGUGCAUCGUGAAAAGUUGAUUGCGAUGAGCAGAUUCGCUGACAUAUUUAAAGACUAUAUACAUAAAAUUGUAUAACAUUACGGAUAAACUAUACUGGCAUUUUGUAAAUAUUUUCAUAGUUAUUUUGUUCUCUCAAAAGUUUUCUUAAUCUA